This is a messenger RNA of Cynoglossus semilaevis (tongue sole), 7905 nucleotides long. RefSeq names its product microtubule-associated serine/threonine-protein kinase 1. Gene Ontology annotation, biological process: intracellular signal transduction; cytoskeleton organization; peptidyl-serine phosphorylation. The record is from RefSeq and is a predicted model, not a curated record. Gene Ontology annotation, molecular function: ATP binding; protein serine/threonine kinase activity; protein binding. The transcript has 25 exons. Lineage: Eukaryota; Metazoa; Chordata; Actinopteri; Pleuronectiformes; Cynoglossidae.
UGUUCUCAUUUGAACUCAUCAGAUCAGAUCACAGACAAAGGUCAACGUCAUCAACGUCACCAGCCAUUGGUCAGUUCACCUGAAGUUGUGUUUUCAUUAGAAUCAGUGGAGCAAUGGAUUUUAUACAGUUGGUGUCUUUCAGGAAUAACUGCCACCUAGUGGUAAUAUUUCGCACUGCUAACAAAGACCCAGAGGAGUUCCGCUCACAUGCAAAACAAUAAUGAUGUAUAAACAAAUAAAUACAAACAAAUGUAAUCAAAAAAUCCUGAACAUGUCCAUGGAAUCACAGCUGCGUGACUUCCUAAACAGAACCUGGUGGAACUGCUUCGAUGACGUCACAGCUACGACAGUGUUGAUGAAAAGUGAUGGCUGGCCGUGGCUACGCAUCUGAUGUCAGGCCAAGCCUGCGCUGUGACACGACCUGUGACGUCACACCUGUAAUGGGUGACUUAACUGUAAAUAGCUGUGAUGACGUCACUCUGUGGUCUCAGCAUUUACAACAAUCACAUGAACACUCAGUAACAUGUGUGUCAUAUGUUCGUGUCCCCUCUCUCAGUCUGUCACAGGAGUCGAUCAGCCAUCAGCCGUGCUCACAGGAGGAGGUGGAGGAGGAGGAGAAAGGGGAGGAGCCUCAGGGAAACCCAGGAAAGGCUUACAAAUAUCGCGUUGCUGCUGUCACGGAUUCACGGGAUGUGAAGGUUCGGGACCGACGGUGGAGUCGGUGGUGACUUUAAACUGUGGACGUAACCUGACAACCUAGCAGCAGGAGCAGCAGGAGGUGAAACGAGGAGCUGAGGAGGUGACGGCUGACGCGGAGGUUGUCGGUUUUCACACGACGCCGUGUUCACUCAGCGGGACCAGGCCUCGGGUUCUGGACCGGAGCUCACAGACCGCUGGCAAAAUGUCAAGGAUGCUCGGAGUAGGAAGAGGAGGAGGAGGAGGAGGAGAGACAGCAGCAGCAGCAUGACUGUCCACACUGAGUCACGGGACACGACUCAGAGUGGGGACUGAGACAAAGACACGGGACUUUAAUCGGACUCCGUGGAACGUUUGGACCUGUCCGUGGAUCCUCGGGUUUCAUCGACGUGACUCUGGGCUUUUCUUCGGUCGGUUUUCACCAGGACUCUGCUGCUGCUGAUGCUGAUGCUGCUGCUGAUGCUGCUGUGAUCGGGUGUGAACCUGUGAAGGGGAGAGCCGCAGCCCUGCUGGGCCACAGAUCGCUCCACGGAGAGGGAAAUCCCCCGCGGCCCCCACCACGCCAUGGAUGACUCGGGGAUUAUACGGCGCCGGAGGCUGCAGAAGGAUUUGCCACUGCCUCGUAAAAGCAGCAGUUGUCGUACGACCAACAGGAAGAGUCUGAUCCUGACGACCACCUCUCCUACGCUGCCUCGUCCACACUCUCCUCUGCCCCUCCCUGGACACCUUGGUACUACACGUUACUGUGAUAGUACACGUUACUGUGAUAGUACACGUUACUGUGAUACACAUGUUGGUGUUGUGUACAGAGCGGAUGGACGGCGGUGGUCUCUGGCGUCUCUGCCCUCCUCUGGGUAUGGAACCAACACCCCCAGCUCCACGGUAACAGGGAUCUACAGCCUCUUCAACCUGAACCUUUGAGGGGUUUUUCACCUCUGCUAACUUGUUCUUUCAACCACCGUCCUCCUGAUCCCCCCCCUCCNGCACCAGCUGCCCUUCCAGCCGACCAUGGACGAGCUCCACUUUCUGUCCAAGCACUUUGGCAGCACGGAGAGCAUCACAGACGACGACGGGGGGCGCUGUUCACCUCACCUGCGGCUCCGCUCCCGCAGUCUCAGCCCAGGACGCUCCUCUUCCUUCUACGAUAAUGAGAUCGUCAUGAUGAACCAUGUUUAUAAAGAACGCUUUCCAAAGGCCACAGCGCAGAUGGAAGGGAGGCUGGCUGACUUCAUCCAGACCUUCUCCCCUGAGAACGUCCUCCCUCUGGCAGACGGAGUCCUGAGCUUCAUCCACCACCAGAUCGUUGAGCUGAGCAGAGACUGUCUGGCCAAGAACCAGGAGGGUCUCAUCACCUCCGUCUACUUCUUUGAGCUGCAGCAGAAUCUGGAAAAACUUCUUCAAGACGCCUUUGAACGUUCAGAGAGCGCCGAGGUCGCCUUCGUCACUGAGCUGGUGAAGAAGCUCCUCAUCAUCAUCUCACGUCCUGCCAGGCUGCUGGAGUGUUUGGAGUUUAACCCAGAGGAGUUUUACCACCUGCUGGAGGCGGCAGAGGACCACGCCAAGGAGGGUCACCUGAUGAAAACUGAUAUUCCUCGCUACAUCAUCAGCCAGCUGGGACUGACCAGAGACCCUAUUGAAGAGAUGGUGACCCUUGACACCUAUGACAGUGAGGGUCCUCUGACGCCUGAGACGGACGACUCCACCGAGCGAAAGAGCCGGGGGGCCAACCAACCAGCAGAGGGAGACUUUCAGACCAUCAAGCUGAUCAGUAACGGAGCCUACGGGGCCGUUUACCUGGUGCGUCACCUGGAGACGCGGCAGCGGUUCGCCAUGAAGAAGAUCAACAAACAGAACCUGAUCCUGAGGAACCAGAUCCAGCAGGCCUUCGUGGAGAGGGACAUCCUGACCUUCGCUGAGAACCCGUUUGUCGUCUCCAUGUUCUGUUCUUUUGAGACCCGACAACACCUCUGCAUGGUCUUGGAGUACGUGGAAGGUGGCGACUGUGCCACGCUGCUGAAGAACAUCGGAGCUCUGCCUGUGGAAAUGGCCCGCAUGUACUUUGCAGAGACAAUACUCGCCCUGGAGUAUUUACACAAUUAUGGCAUCGUGCACCGAGACCUGAAGCCUGACAACUUGUUGAUCACCUCCAUGGGACACAUCAAGCUGACGGACUUUGGUCUGUCCAAGAUGGGGCUGAUGAGUCUGACCACCAACCUGUACGAAGGUCACAUAGAGAAGGACACUCGUGAGUUCCUGGACAAACAGGUGUGUGGGACUCCAGAGUACAUUGCCCCUGAGGUAAUUCUUCGUCAGGGUUACGGGAAGCCCGUGGACUGGUGGGCUAUGGGCAUCAUCCUGUAUGAGUUCCUGGUGGGCUGUGUGCCAUUUUUUGGAGACACUCCAGAGGAACUGUUUGGACAGGUGAUCACAGAUGACAUCGUGUGGCCAGAGGGGGACGAGGCACUUCCUGUUGAAGCCCAGCACAUGAUCUCCUCUCUGCUGCAGAGGAACCCAAUGGUCAGACUGGGCACAGGUGGGACGUUUGAGGUGAAGCAGCACUCCUUCUUCACCGCGGUGGACUGGACCAGUCUGCUGAGACAGAAGGCCGAGUUUAUUCCACACCUGGAGUCGGAGGAAGACACCAGCUACUUUGACACUCGCUCUGAGCGCUACCAUCACGUUCAGUCGUACGAUGAAGACGACACCAACGACGACGAGCCUGUGGAGAUCCAUCGCUUCUCAUCAUGCUCCCCUCGCUUCAGCAAGGUGUACAGCAGCAUGGAGCAUCUGUCCCAGCUGGAGCAGAAAAGCCACGGGGUGACUCUGAGGGAGCACAAAGUCCCCAGAGAGGAACGGAUGGCCAAAAGAGAAAGUCUGGGAAGUGUGACCUUCAGAGAGAAAAGCUGGAGGACUGGAUCUCCUGAGAUGAAGCGCCUGUCCUGCUCCGAGACCUCCUUCACCGAAAGCGACUACAGCCCACCCUCAGGGGCCCGCAGACGCUUCUCUGCCCUCAUGGACAGCCAUCGUCUGGCCUCCCCUCUGGAGGUCAACUCUGAGCUGCUCGUGUCCGGCCGGCAGCCUCCAGUCAAGGCGAGGGGCGCAUCCCUUGAAGGAGCCAUGGGUUCAGGGUCUUCUCAAGGUGAUCUGAGGGCGUUCCUCAAAGACGGCAACGGCCCCGCAGCAGCAGCAGGGGCUUCAACAGUUCUGGGCCUUCCAGAACCACAGGGACAACGUGGAACCACCACUGACCUGGUGCUGCGCAGGGUUCGUCAUCACCAGCUCUCAGCUGAAGGAGACAAACAGAAAUCUCGGCCAGGAACCAAAGUGAUCAAAUCAGCGUCCGCUACGGCGUUGUCCGUCAUCAUCCCCGCAGUGGAACAACAUGGCGCUUCGCCCCUGGCCAGCCCCAUGUCUCCUCGUUCCCUCUCCUCCAACCCCUCCUCCCGUGACUCCUCCCCGAGCAGAGACUAUUCUCCGAUGGUCAACGUCUUACAUUCUCCAAUCACCAUCCAUCGCUCUGGGAAAAAGUACGGCUUCACGCUGCGAGCCAUCAGAGUCUACAUGGGAGACAGUGACGUGUACAGCGUUCAUCACAUGGUCUGGCUGGUGGAGGACGGGGGUCCGGCCCAGGAGUCCGGACUCCGGGCUGGUGACCUGAUCACUCAUGUUAAUGGAGAGUCAGUCCACGGUCUGGUCCACACAGAGGUGGUGGAGCUCAUCCUGAAGAGUGGAAAUAAAGUGACCGUUACGACCACGCCUUUCGAGAACACCUCCAUAAAAGUGGGUCCUGCCCGCAGGUCUAGCUACAAGUCCAAGAUGGCUCGACGGAGCAAGAGGACAGGAGUCAAGGAGGGACAGGAGAAGAAGCGCAGCUCCCUCUUCAGGAAAAUCACCAAACAGUCCAACCUCCUCCACACCAGCCGCAGUCUCUCCUCCCUCAACCGUUCUCUGUCGUCUGGAGACAGUCUCCCGGGCUCCCCGACCCACGGCCUCACCGCCCGCUCGCCCACCCAGAGUUACCGCUCUACCAUUGACUCCCCGUACCUCGGGACUUCCUCCCAGAGCAGCUCCCCCGCCUCCAGCACCCCCAACUCCCCAGCGACCACUCACCACAUGAGGCCCAGCUCCCUGCACGGCCUGUCCCCUAAACUGCACCGUCAGUACCGAUCGGCACGCUGCAAAUCUGCCGGCAACAUCCCCCUGUCUCCCCUGGCUCACACACCCUCCCCUACGACCUCCUCGCCCCCCCCCCUCACUGGUCACACAGUGGGGAGCUCCAACACCACACAGAUCUUCCCCGCCAAGCUGCACUCCUCGCCUCCUGUAGCUCGCCCUCGUCCCAAGAGUGCAGAACCUCCCAGGUCCCCUUUACUUCAGCGGGUGCAGUCAGCUGAGAAGCUGGGAGCCCCCGUUCUGCCCUCCUCCUCUUCCUCCUCGUCCUCGCCCUCUCCUCUGACCGGUGGGGUGUCGUUACGUAAACAUAGCCUGGAGGUGACGCACGGGGAGUACAGGAGGGAGUCUUUCCACUGUGAGCACAGCCUGCAGAGUCUGCUGGAGAUAGAGGGGGAGAACGGACCUGCUCCCCCCUCUCCUUCAUCCUCGUCCUCCCCUUCACCUCCCAUGGGAGGAGAAAUCGGAGGCCUGAAGUCCGUUCGGAGAAUGGGGAGACAAGAGUCUCCGCUCAGCCGCGACACGUUGAUCACGACAAAAGAAGAAGAUUCUCAGACAACGACGACCACCGGGUCACAGACGGAGGGUCCGGCCACGAAGGCCCAGUCCAAGAGAGGUGUAACUGAAACAGGUCAAAGGUCGCCCAGUGCUGAUGCUCUGAAGAGUAAAGUGUGUGGAACUGCAGGAGAGACCACGUCCAGUCCAGCACCUGUGCCCAGCUCUGAGGUCAAGGGUCAAAAUGCCUCUGUAACCACUGGGGCAAAGGUCGCCCAACGUGACGCUGCCGAGAAACUUCUAACGUCAAAGGUCGUCCAACAACAGGAGAAAAAGCUGCAGGUCACGCGGGCGGGGGGCGCGGCCGCAGCUCCACCUCAGGAGAAGACGCCUGCAGGGACGGACAAGAAGGACCUGCAGAAAUCCAGGCCUCCGGAGGCCACCCACCCUCCGAGGGCCACAGAAGGGGGAGAAAAUGGAGGUGUCAGGAGCAGCGAUAAAACACCUGAGGUGACCAAGGUCAAAGGUCACACUCCUCCAGCUCCACUGCAGGUUCAGACCACUGCAGCAUCUCCGGCCUCAGGUGCUGCCAGGUCCAAGACUGACAGGGUUUUAGGUGGUCACCGUGGGACCAAGGAGGGGAGGGCACAUUUGGAGACCCUGGAGGAGAAUCCCAUGUCCCCCUCCUCCACCGCAGCCCCCCCCUGCUCAAACAAAUCUCGACCCAUGUCCCCCGGGGACAAGGCCAGCUUUGUUACCCAGCUCACCAGUGUGGCCAAAACAGUUCUUGGGCCAAUGAAAGGGGCGACACAAGAGGGCGCCAAAGUCAAAGACACGUCCAAGACAGGCGAGGAAAAACGUGGGAACGCAGCAGGAAAAGCUGAGGUGUCCUCCAGCACCGGACGGCGUGGAGCUCAGGCAGGAAGUUCUGCCGGCGCUGGGACGCUGGGGUCGGACAAAGGAACCAGUCGAAGUUCUAAACAUCAUUCAUGAUGACAAAAAAAUAGAGGAUCCCACAGAAUGCCUUUUAUGCAGCGUCUUCACUGACAUAUCAAAGACAUAAAAACCUUGAUGAGCAAAGAAAAUAUGUGCACGUGGUGUCGUCGCGCAGGCCUGUGCACGUGGUGUACGUCGAUCUCACUGUGUCGUGUAAAUAGUUCUGAAAAAGCAAAUAUCGUGAUGCAUGUCUAACUUUGUGUGGAAAGUAAAAGUGGAUUCAAAUGAAAAAAAAAGAAAGAAAGUCGACUGAAUGGUAGUGAACACUGUGAACCUUUCAACCCAGCAGGAAACUGUUGAUUAGAAACCGAUGACCUUUGAUUGACCUUUGAUUCCCUGGUGUUCCGUUGGUUCUGUCUGUGCAGUGGUAUCAGAGGAGUUUAAGGGAACCAUGAGAAGACCUUGCACAGGGACACCAGGGUUUGACCAGUGUCUUCUGGUGUCCCCAUUUCCAAAGUUUACAUUAACAAGGACAGAAAACAUGGGAGUGGGAGGGUGGAGAGGGGGGAGUCGAUGAUGGAGUACGCCAAGAACGCUCCUUUUGUUCCAAGUCUCCUUCAGUCGUGGUGAAAUGUGCAACUAUACUGUUAUUGUGUAUAAAGUGUGUGUGUGUGUGUGUGUGUGCAGACUUGAAUCUGAAUAUGUGUGAACAACAACCAUGGAGCUAGCUCUUGCUGUGUCCUUAUGUGCAGCUGUGUGUGACGUCAUCUUUCAUUUAAAGCCGUUUUUUUACACUAAAUAUUUAAUGAUAUGCAAUCCAUCCUGACCCUGACUCUGGUCCGUGGUCCGUGUUCUGAUGUUUCUGUUGUUGUUGGUCAGAAAAUCAUUUGAAAAAGAUUUGGGUCACCAAGCUCCCGGUGGCUGUGUUAUGCUGCCACCCUGUGGUCACACAACGUAAAAGCCUGUGUGCUGAUCUUUGCUUUCGUAGAUUGAUGACAAAGAUUUAUUUUAUUUUAAAUGAAACCAAAUGUGACGUUAUGUUAAUAUAAAUAAAUGUUAAUUAAUUCAUCUUAGUUAAUUCAGUGUCACUACACUUUAGUUAGUGGCAUGUGAUGUUUACUUUUCAUACAUAUUUAUUUUCCCAAAUUUGUAGAUCGUUUAUUUAUUCAAAAAUGAAUUGAUUAUGAAGUUGUUUUUUUAACAUUCCAGUCACUAAAGUGUUUCUGUUUUAAACGGUUAAAUGAAUCUGCGGAGAAGACUGUUAAAUUUGACCGACUGCCCCCUGGUGGUGUCCUGACUCUGUCUUGCUGUUGUCAUGUCCAUCGUUUGUCCAGUGUGAGACUUUUUUUUUUUUUUACAAUAACUAUCUCUGACUGUUGGUCUUUUCGUUGGGUAAUGAUUUUACGACACUGUUGUGACGAAAAAAAAACUGAUGCAAAAACUGUCAACAGAUAAAACAGAAUAAAGUAGAACGGUUCUGGUCAUGGUCUGUGGUCCUGCCUGUGUGAUCCGGGGGUUUCUCAACCUUAUAGUUCAAACCAUACACAGUGACGUAAAGACAGAAGAGACUGACGUCACUGUUUUCCUACUGACGACCGGAACGUGUUU